Molecule: messenger RNA, 2721 nt
Organism: Debaryomyces fabryi
Lineage: Eukaryota; Fungi; Ascomycota; Pichiomycetes; Serinales; Debaryomycetaceae
Exons: 1
Coding region: 1-2721 (906 amino acids)
Biological process (GO): protein folding in endoplasmic reticulum
Cellular component (GO): EMC complex
Source: RefSeq, a predicted model, not a curated record
AUGCGUUUGUUCCAGACUAUAGGGGUUUUAUCACUAUUAUCAUCUUUAGCUUUUGGAGUGCUAUUCGAAGAUGCAUUUGUAAAAGAUUGGAUUAAGCAUACUUAUGGAGAAAUACAGCAGUACGAAGUCUUGUCAGACAAGCAGCUUAUAGGAUUAACAAAUGAGGCACAGAUAUUGAAUAUAGAUAUAAGUAGUGGUGGUAAAUUGAAUUGGAAAGCAGAUCUACGUGAGUAUGGGAAUGUGGACCAAUACUUGUUAUCCAAAAAUCGUAAAUCGGUGUAUGCGUUUUCCACCAGUGACAGUCGUAUUUAUUUGUUCGAUACUAAAACGGGGAUUUUACAGGAAACACUUACAAGUGAAACAGUUCCAUUGAAGGUGGUUGAAUUCUUUGGUAUAGGGGUUUUGGUAGUCGGGACCGAUGGGCUGUUGACAUUCUUAGGAAACGAUGGGGUUGUGAAGCCUAUUAGUACCGAUGUCAAAAUUAAGGAUAUCAAGACUUCACAGGUGGAUGGCACUUUAUAUGUGAUAACAGAUGAAUUAUUGUUAAUUAGAAUUGCAAUUUCAUUAGAUGUUUUGUCUAUCUCUAAAUCUUUGAAGAAGUAUAUCUCUAAUAUUGAUCAAGUGGAGACCUUCAAAGAUAAUAUUGUCGUUACCCGAGACAAUGUUAUAUUGUCCCUAGAUGAUAAUGGCGUGAAUGAGAUCGAGAAUUCGUUAAAACUGAAGCUGCAUCUUCAAGUAUUGAACCUUGAAUUAGCCUACUCUAUUAACUCCAAGGUAAUUAAUUUUUACUCCAUUGUCGAUGGAAAGUUUUCGUCACUCGUUGAUUAUUCAUUUGAAGAGCCAAUUGAGGAAGUUGAUUUUACAAACUAUGCAUCGGCAGAGUGUGUUCUUCUUGCAACUGAAUCCGAUGUUAUUCUCUUAGACGUAUCAGGACUUUCACUAGGCAGCGAUAUUAAUGCUAUUCAGAAAUACCAAUUGAAAUCGAAUAGCUUAAUUAAAAAUGGAAAGAAUUAUAUAAACUAUGAUAACGAGUCAAAUUUGCAGUUAAUUUCCAGCCACCUCUUCGAUUUUAAGGUUGACGUCCUAAUUAGUGUCACAAGUACCAAAUCUGUUACGCAUUCAUCGUUCGAGUUGAAUAGAUUUCAUCCGACUUCGUCGAAGUAUUUGAUGAUUGACAGACCACAAUCAGAAGGCGAAAUAAAUAAGGUACACCAUUUGCUUCAUGACUCAGAUGACUAUCACUUUUUCAUCUCUCGUUGGCUUGCGAUACUUAGAAGACACUUGUCCCAGUUGGGUCGAUUUAUUAUUUCAAAAGUUAUUACUUCAUCCGGUUCUCAAGAUGAAUACGCACCUGAAGAUACGUUUGGAUUUGGCAAACUAAUUAUUUUUAUGGACGAACUGCAGGGAUACGUUAUAGCCAUUGAUUCUGAAAAUGGGUCUGUUGCAUGGAAAUCUCAAAUUGAUGCGAACGGUCAGAGCAUAAUAGAUUUUGUAGAUAAACCUGCAACAAACGAGGUUGUUCUUGUUUUAAAGCAUUCGUUGCUAUCAUUUGAUAUUAGAAAUGGAAAAAUUACAAGUACAAGAACCUUUGAAGAUGAAAUACUGAAUAGUUUCUUAUUAAGACUGGAAAAUGAAGAAGAAGUAAUUGCAUUAAAGCUUUCUAAAAAUUCUAAAUUGCAAUUAUUCAAAGACAAUGAUAUUAAUAUAAAAGCAGAUCAAUAUUUGAUCGAUGAAACUACUGAUUGUGUACAGGGUUAUAAAAUUAAUGACAGAGACUUAACUCCAACUUGGAAAUUUGAAAAGCCGAAUGAAAAAGUUUUAUUAAUAAAGACUAAACCUAUGCAUACUAAGACCUCAUCUAUUGGUAUAACUCUAUCUGACAAGUCUGUUUUAUACAAAUACUUGAAUCCAAACUUGAUUUCUAUUAUAACAGAGGAGGAGGAUACAAAAGUAUUGCGCUAUUAUUUAAUUGACAGUGUUAGUGGAAAUAUAUUGUAUACGCAUGAACAUAGUAAAGAUGAAGUUGUCGAUUCUGAUUCCAUUCAAUUAUGCAUGGAUGAUAACUGGAUAGUAUACACAUUCUUUGUUAAGGCUCCAAAAUUGCAACAAAGAAUUAUUGUAUUUGACUUAUUUGAUACAAAGGAAAAAUCUGUUAAGACAGCAAACCUUGUUUCUGCAUUUGAGAGCAACACAACAAUCAAUUUUAUUUCAAAGAAAUCGUUCAUUUUCCCAGAGAGAAUAGUAUCUCUUGCAUCGACUCAAACAAAAUUUGGAAUAACAUUAAAAUCUAUGUUGUUUUUGACAGAAUCGGGAAGUUUAAUUGAAGUUCCAAAAUUUGUUUUAAAUAGCAGAAGAAUAGCUAAUAGAGAAUUAACUAGUAAGGAUUACCAAGACGAUUUCAGGAUGAUGCCAUAUGAACCGGUAAUCCCUAAGAAUAACUUCCAGGUAUUGAAUCAUAAGCAUCAAUUGAUUUUAGACCCAGAUACUAAUCAGAUAUUAAUGAAGCCCACUGAAUUGGAAUCAACUUCAGUUGUGUGUUUUGCUAAUAAAUUCAACAUUUUCUGCAAUGUAGUUCAACCUUCGUUGUCUUACGAUUUGUUGAGUCAAAAUUUUGAUAGAAUUAAGUUGGUGUUGACUAUUUUAGCUUUACUAGCUGCGUACUUAAUUACAAAGCCAUUUGUAUUUUCGAGAAGAUUGAAUGCCUAUUGGAUAGACCGAUAA